This is a messenger RNA of Ostertagia ostertagi, 360 nucleotides long. NCBI's taxonomy places the organism in Eukaryota, Metazoa, Nematoda, Chromadorea, Rhabditida, Trichostrongylidae. The record is from the annotation of a GenBank genome assembly.
ACCCACUGCGCUUUGAACGAUGACGACCUGUCGUGUUGGAAUUCUACAGCUAACUUCUUUUCCAAAGUAUUAAUUGGACAACUACGACAUUACAUUGCUGUUCAGGUAGAUAUCGAUCAAUGGCAUCGUCGCCAUGGUAAACCAGAUGGUCAAGACAUGGACUCCGUUAACCUGCAAUGGAAACAGGGAAAAGAACAAUAUGGAAUUCUGCAGAAUUAUCCACAUUUGCUCUUUUUACGUUUGUCGAUGCAGGUAGCGGCAUCGAUUGAAGAAUCAUUCCUAAGUGAGCUUCAUCCUAAGGAUAUUCUCACAAACACAACUGUUAUUCAAAUUGCUAAAGUGCUCAGUGAUAGAAUUCGU